AUGAUGUCCAUCGAAAAAGUACAGAAACGAUCAUCUAGCCAGGAUCUGCCUUUAAGUAGUGACAAGGGGGAAGGUAAAAAGCGGAAAGUGGAGUUCGCAGACGGCUUGGUCCAUAGCCGCCACCGGAAUGAAUUAGCCGAUGAGCAGCCGCAGGACUUCUCUACAAAGCUGUAUAAGGGGUAUAUUAGAGAUGCCCUGGACGAUUUAGAGACUUCAAAGGAUACCGGGAAGCUGGAUACAAUUGCCAACCAGCUAUCACUGUCAGCAUCUAGCCCCGACCGUAUCUCGGCGGAGAACUUUGCUAUACUACUGGAAAUGCUGGGCAACAACAUAACCAAGAUUGACAACAAACGGGGAGUGGCUAUAGUACGUGCAGUACUUAACUUUGAGAAGUGGUGGGACCUGCCGCCGCUUACUCUAGGUAAUUAUGUAUUCUUUCUACAGAUACUAUGCUCGAGUAUACCCAAGUGGUGGCAAGACGUAUCUAUGUUGCUGAUCUCCAAUUUUCGGCUUCCCGUGGACAAGACAACCAAGCAUCAUGAAAUCCUCAAAUACUUCCUCAGGGCCAUUCCCUCAUCGUCCAACUUCAUUGACUCAUACAUCGCCAAGUACUUUCCGAACAAAAACGACUCCAAAAAAAACCUCGUGAACUACAUCAGUAAUGUGCUGACCCUUACUGAAUACUGCGAGGAAUUGCGGUUUCAGGCAUGGUCUAUGAUUAUCGAGAAAAUCAUUGCCGUCGAUGUGGAGCUUCAAAAUGAGCUGGACGAGCUGGACGACGAUGUGGACGAAGAGAUCGACGACAAGCUUGCAGACAGCGACGACGGGGAGGAUGAGCUACCAGGCGACGAUGACGCCGCCGAAGCCUCGACCCAUAGCGCCGACGAUACAUCGUUCGACUCGGAGGACGAACAACUGGAGGGAAACGAAGAAUACAACAUUGAGGUCACUCGCAACAUCAAAGAGCUCUCCAAAAAGCUGGACGUGAUUCUUUCCAUGCUCACGACUAGGCUCUCUGAUGCGCUCACGCCCGAGACCCUGGAGUCCGGAGAAGGCGUCAACACUUUCAACACCCUGGUCUCCCUCUUCAAGAGCCAUAUCCUGCCAACCUACUACACACGCUCCGUUCAGUACCUCAUGUUCCAUGUGUCGCAGCAGCAGCCCCAGCUCAUGGACGCAUUCCUCGUCACACUCAUCGACAUCGCCUUUUCGCCGAACGAAACCAUGGAGAAGAAGAUCAAGUCCCUGCAGUACCUCGGCUCCUUCAUCGCACGCGCCAAGAAGCUCACACAUACUCAGAUAACCUUUGUGGCCAGCUACCUCACCUCCUGGCUCAACCGCUACGUGCUCGAGCGCGAGGAGGAGGUCGAUCUUCCCGGCGGCAUGGACCGCUUCAAGCAUUUCUACGCGGCCUUCCAGGCUCUCUGCUACAUAUUCUGUUUCCGCCACGCCCUCUUUCGCGACGGCAACGCAUGGGAGUGCGACAUCGACGCCUUUUUCCAGCGCACCGUUAUCUCCAAGUUCAACCCGCUCAAAUACUGUAACGAAAACGUCAUGCUCAUGUUCGCGCGCAUCGCCCAGCACGAGGGCAUCGUCUACUGCUUCAGCAUCAUCGAGAACAACAACAACGAGCGCCUUCGCGGCAUCAUGGGCAAGUCCUCCGAGCGCUCCGACGGCCUCGCAAGCGCCACCGGCGCCGCCAGCACCUGGUCCCUAGCCGCCAGGCAGCAGUUCAUCGACCUGCAGUCUUACUUCCCCUACGACCCACUUUUCCUCAAGCAAUACAAGAACCUCAUGCGCGACUACUACAUCGAAUGGAGCGAGAUCAGCGCUGAUUACGAGAGCGACGACAGCAAUGAGUUCACUGAUGCUGCCUGA
Messenger RNA from Eremothecium gossypii ATCC 10895, 1878 nucleotides. RefSeq names its product rDNA-binding RNA polymerase I transcriptional factor (gene RRN3). Gene Ontology annotation, molecular function: RNA polymerase I core binding; RNA polymerase I general transcription initiation factor activity. Bases 1 to 1878 code for a protein of 625 amino acids. Gene Ontology annotation, biological process: transcription initiation at RNA polymerase I promoter. Gene Ontology annotation, cellular component: nucleus. The transcript has a single exon. Lineage: Eukaryota; Fungi; Ascomycota; Saccharomycetes; Saccharomycetales; Saccharomycetaceae. The record is from RefSeq and is marked provisional.